This is a messenger RNA of Fusarium oxysporum Fo47, 1461 nucleotides long. Its product is annotated as cytochrome P450. Lineage: Eukaryota; Fungi; Ascomycota; Sordariomycetes; Hypocreales; Nectriaceae. Gene Ontology annotation, molecular function: iron ion binding; oxidoreductase activity, acting on paired donors, with incorporation or reduction of molecular oxygen; heme binding. The transcript has 4 exons. The record is from RefSeq and is a predicted model, not a curated record. Bases 1 to 1461 code for a protein of 486 amino acids.
AUGCUGACCGUACAAUUAUUUUGGGUCGCUCUCGCUGCGAUCUUCAUGCCCACAAAAGAUGCCCAUCUGCAAUUCCGUAAGUGGGCAGACGAGUAUGGGCCUGUUUAUAGUCUCAUUCUGGGCACCAAGCCUUUCAUUGUCUUGUCAAGCGCCCAAGCUGUCAAGGAUCUGCUCGAUAAGAAGAGUGCACUCUACUCUGACCGACAAGAAAUUUAUUUCCUUCCUCAGGGAUAUGGACCAACAUGGAGAUCAUUCCGCAAACUGGUACACUCGCUGCUCAACGUCACCACAGCCAGGAGCUACGUGCCCUACCAAGACCUCGAGAACAAGCAAAUGCUAUAUGAGAUGAUCGUUCAACCCGAUCAAUUCCUCCAGAGUAUUCGACGAUACUCCAACGCACUCACAACAACCAUGGUAUUUGGCUGGCGCUCGCCUAUCUAUCGAGACCCCAAGCUCAUGCAGCUCUUCGACGGCUUUGCUGAGUUUGCCGAGAUCAAUCAAACUGGUAUCGCUGCCCUCCUUGACUCGUUCCCCGUACUUAGGAAGCUGCCUGACUUUCUCUUGCCCGUGCAGAGGAAAGCCAAGGAGCUUCAUAAGAAGGAAAAGGAUCUCUACAUGAGUCAUUGGCUUAAGGCGAAGCAGGACAUCGCAGAUGGCUCUAUUAAGCCAUGUUUCUGUGUUGGAUUAGCCGAAGCGCAAGAGAAGGAAAAGUUUGAUGAUGCGCAAGCUGCUUAUAUCUCUGGGACUCUCCUUGAAGCGGGUUCAGACACAACAUCUAGCACUCUGUAUGCCUUUGUGCAGGCAAUGCUUCUUUAUCCUGAGAUCCAGCGAAAGGCUCAGGACGAAAUCGACAAAGUAGUUGGUAAGCGCAUGCCAACUAUGGAUGACGAGCAGAGCCUUCAGUAUGUCCGCGCAUGCAUGAAAGAGACAUUGCGAUGGAUGCCGACAACCAUCCUCGGUGCUGUUCCUCAUGCUGUCACGCAGGACGAUACAUACAACGGAUAUCUUAUCCCCAAGGGCGCAGGUGUUCUCAACAAUGUCUGGGGUAUUCAUAUGGAUCCUGAGCGUCAUCCCAACCCUCGCCAGUUCAACCCUGACAGGUACCGGGAUGACUUCCAGAGCUUGGCAGACGCCGCAGCCAACCCAGACGCGUCAAAACGGGAUCAGUUCACUUUUGGCGCAGGCCGUCGUAUUUGCCCUGGGAUUCACGUUGCCGAACGAAGCUUAUUCCUGGGCAUUUCACGGAUCCUAUGGGCAUUUGAUAUUAAGCCUACUGUGGAUAAGAACGGCAAGCCCGUUUUGCCAGAUCCAGAUAAGCUGACUCAAGGCUUCGUAUGCAUGCCCGAGGAAUUUCCAGCUAGAAUCAUUCCAAGGUCUGAGGAAAAGAAGGCUCAGGUGAUCGAGAGUUGGAAGAAGGCUGAGAAAGAUGUUCUUGAUCCUGAGACGAAGCAGUGGUGUUAG